Messenger RNA from Chlamydomonas reinhardtii, 1553 nucleotides. RefSeq lists its product as uncharacterized. NCBI's taxonomy places the organism in Eukaryota, Viridiplantae, Chlorophyta, Chlorophyceae, Chlamydomonadales, Chlamydomonadaceae. Bases 119 to 1345 code for a protein of 408 amino acids. The record is from RefSeq and is a predicted model, not a curated record. The transcript is spliced from 8 exons.
AUUCUAUACAUUCUGGAUGUAUCGCAUACAUAAGCACUUUACCCGCUUGAGUUUGCGCACCACACCGCGUUCCCGCGUUAACGUGCAACAUCGCGGCCUAGUCGUCAUACGCGGCGAUAUGGAAAUCGAAACUACACCAGACCCUGCAUCGCUGUGGGCCAGUGAUGACCCGGCGGUUUGGCGGAGCGUGCUGGCUCGCUACCCCGAGUGCGUGGAGACAGCGGCUGGCAGUAGCAAGAGCAAGGCCGCACUCGUGGAACUAGACCGCUGGUACCUGCAGCAGCUGGCGCCCUCCCUGGUGGCCCAGCUGCAACAGGCCCGCCACCAGGGCCAGGCGGCGCCCGGGGAGCAGCAGCAGCAGCAGCAGCAGCAGCCCGAGGAGCCGUCCGGCGGGCUGGGGGAAGCGAGCGAGGGUGGCAGCAGCAAGGUCAAGGGCAAGGCGGGCGGCAACAGCGGGCCAGAAGCAGCAGCAGCAGCAGUAGCGGCAGGCGGGGCGGCUGGUGGCAGCGACGGCACUGGGCCAGUGGCGGGCAUCUCCCGCGCCGAGCUGGUGCGACUGGUGGAGUGGAAGCUGGCCCGCGGCAAGUGGCGGCCGCGGCUGGCGGCCUUCGCGCUGGAGCAGCCUGACGGGGCAGUGGAAGCGGCCAGUGGUGCAGCCCUGACGCAGCUGGCGGCGUACGUGCGCUUGAUGCAGGCGAGCUCCGCCUCCCCCGCUACCUCCGCCUCCCCCUCUACCUCCGCGCCCGCCACCUCCACGGCUGCCGCCGCGGCACUGCGCGGCGCGCUGGAUGCACUGACGGCGCUCAAGGGCGUGGGCCCCGCCACCGCCUCCGCGCUGCUGUCCGCCGCGGCUCCCGGCGGCCUCCUGCCGUACAUGGGCGACGAGGCGCUGGCUGUAGCAGGCGGCGGCGGCGGGCGCAAGCCGGAAGACUACAGCGUCAAGGCCUACCUGCAACUGGUGGCGGCGCUGCAGGCCAAGGCGGAGGCGCUGAGGCCCCGCAGCAGCGGCAGCAGCAGUGGCGGCAGCGGAGGCGCGGGCGGUGGUGCCCUCACCGCCGGCAGCAGUGGCAGCGGGGGCGCCGGGACAGCGGUUCCCAGCAAAGAAGGCGAUGCGCUCUUCGGUCUUGCGCAUGGUGCGCUGGGGGCGGCGGAGCUGGAGCGCUGCCUGUGGGUGGCGGCCCUGCUGUCAGGUGGCGGCCGCGGCGGAGCAGCAGCGGGAGCAGCUGGGGGUGGCAGCGGCAGAGGGGCGGCUGCAGCAGGAUGGAAGGGUGGCUCGGGGGCAGGGGCGGGGGCGGCGGGGGCGGCUGCAUGGGGGCAACCGGCCAGCAAAAAAGCGAGACGCUGAUGCGGUGGCUGCGGGCGGCAGGAUGCAGUCCCCGUGCCGCACCAGAGCUCCGCACUCAGAAGAUGUGUUGACUUGGAUCUUGAUGGUUUGCUGGGCGCAACCUGUGAUAGGAUUCUUGCGGUUCUCCGAAGAUUUUAAGACCAUGAGCGGUGGAACUGCUUAAGGAUGCGGAUGUUACAGAGGGGACAGUCCCAGCUCCCGAAGACGC